AGCUGCGUUGGGGCAUGCGCAGAGAGACCGCGGGCGCUUGGUGGCGGCCCUGGCGGGUCCUGAAACUUUGAGGAAGUUAGAUUGAAGUUUUCCCGCUGGUUUAGGGAAAGCUACCGGCAGUUUCCGGGAAAGGAGACAAGAUUCUGGCUCUGGAAGUACGGGUUCGGAGACAGCGCUUCGGCCCGGGGAAUCCGCAGUCUGAAGCUGGAGACUACCCGAGCCGCGGGCGAACCUCCUCCGAGGGCUGGUCGGGAAGCCCUCUCGGAGGUGGGAAACCAAGGCCCGGCCUCCGGAGCCCCUCUAAAGAAGAUGACUCCAGAGCAGCCUUUGCUUGCUGUGCACGAGGCCCUGAGGAAAUGCUUUCCCGUGGUGGAGGAGCAGCAGGGCCUGUGGCAGAGCACGCUGAGGGACAGCCAGCCCCUCCUGGCCUCCCUCAGCAACCUGGCAGAGCAGCUGCAGGCGGCCCACAAUCUGCGGUUUGGGGACGUGCCUCCACUUCGGGCCUUCCCAGACUUAAAAGAGCGGCUGAGGCGCAAGCAGCUGGCGGCUGGCGACACUGUCUUGGACAAGUUAGGGGAGAGGCUAGCCACCCUCCUCAAGGUGCGUGACACCGUCAGCAGGCACGUGGAGCAGGUGCUUGAGAUCUAUGAGCAGCAUGCAGACUCGAUUGGCAUUGAUACUGUUUUGCAGGCUUCAGUGGUCAGCCCUUCUGUGGCUGACAUGUUGGAAUGGUUGCAAGAUAUUGAGAGACAUUAUCGAAAUUCGAAGUUACCUGAAGAGGAAGUACCUCCUGUCCUCGAUCCAGUGGGGAGAUUUAGCAAACAUCCAAGCUUUGCCCAAGGCCUGGAACCAAAUUUCAGAAGAUGAACACCAAAGCCUUGUACAAGAUACCCUGUUGAAUGUUUCCUUCUUCCUGGAAGAGUAAGGAAGCCGUGUGUUUACCAGCAAACUAGGGGGACACAGUUGAAGACUGAUGUUGGUGCUUCCUGGUAUGGUAACCUGACAUACUUGAAAAAUCAGUGCCUAGAGCCUGAGGACUACUGGCUUCUGAUGCUGGGGUCUCUCCCUGUGAUGUCACGGCUGAGGGCACAUUGCCCUUUCCUAGGCUCCAGAGUGGAGGAGGCAGAGAGAAUGCAGGAAAGGCAAUGCAGGAGAACACUGGGGUAGGGACUACUGCCACAGAAGUGGUAGGGGAGGGGGUGUGGCACCACCCUCAGCAUCACCCAGAGCUCUGAGCUUGUUUGACACCCAGCCCUGUUCUGUGUAUUUGUGUCGGUCCCUGAUUCUUUGAUGGAAGAUGAUGAUUCUUGAUGAUUUAAAGAAAUAAAGGUGAUAAUUGAUGGAAGACAGUACAGCUCUUCCUCGACUUAGAGUGGGGUUACAUCCUGAUAAUUCCAUCGUAAAUUGAAAAUAUUGUAAGUCAAAAAUGCAUUUAAUACACCUAACCUACCAAACGUUAGUCUAGCCUACCUUAAAUGUGCUCCAAACACUCACAUUAGCCUACAGUUGGGCAAAAUAAUCUAACACAAGGCCUGUUUUAUAAUGAAAUGUUGACUAUCUCUGUAAUUGAUUGAAAAACAGGACAAUGUAUGGGCACCGAAUGGCUGUGUCAGCUGUUUACCCUCGUGAUCUGGGGGCGGACUGAGCUGUGGUGUGUGUGCUGCUGCCCAGCAUCACGAGAGAGGAGCGGGCCGCAUGUUGCCAGCUUGGGAAGAGACCCACGUUUGUGAAGUACGGUUUCUGGUGGACACGUAUUGCCUUUUGCAGCGACAGAAGAGUUGAAAAAUCCCCAGUCGAACCAUCUGAGGUCAGGGCAGUGUGUCAUUGUUUUCCAACUGCUGUAGCUCCAAGCCAUCAUGACAGUUUCCGGAGCCCGCCACCAGGGGGAGGUGGUGUAGCAUGAGUUAGGCUCAGAGCUUUGUCUUUGAGGAGUUGUCCUCCCACCCCGUCUGAGAGUAAGUGGCUGGGGGUAGCAAGACUGCUAAAAUGACAGGGGUUUUGACCAAAGCUGGCGCCUGAUUUGCCACAUUCCUCUGAUCUUGGAGUAGCUGCACGGUGGGAGAAGACCGCCCAGAAUCAGGCCAUCAGGGCUACGUUUCUGAAGCCCAGUGCCUUCAUCUGUGAAAUGGUCGGGUACUUCCAGACCUGUCAGCUUCGGGGGCUGUGGACAAAUCUGGGUCACUGGAUGUAAAGAGGUUUAAUAAAGAGUAUAGAUAUUUUUAAAAUGAA
This is a messenger RNA of Zalophus californianus (California sea lion), 2229 nucleotides long. It is a transcript of the gene AIRIM, whose product is annotated as chromosome 4 C1orf109 homolog. Lineage: Eukaryota; Metazoa; Chordata; Mammalia; Carnivora; Otariidae. The transcript has 5 exons. Gene Ontology annotation, cellular component: nucleus; cytoplasm. The record is from RefSeq and is a predicted model, not a curated record. Bases 310 to 867 code for a protein of 185 amino acids.